CUCAGCCACUUUUGCGACAACGCCCCCGUUCCGCAGCCGAUUCACCAAACAAACCUUGAAAUCGACCCAAGCCGCUGUCCGAGCCGCGCCGCCAGUCUCCGGCGACCCCGAGCCCCAACCAUCCCAUCUCCGGCCACAGGAGCUCCAGGGUCUGCAACUCUAGGGUUCCUCUCUCCAUCUUGUCCUCCGCUACGCCCCGAAUCGAUGGAGAUCAGGGCCCCGCCGACGAGCCUCAGGCUCGCGACGCCGCCCGCCACCGCAAGCUUCCGCCCGGCCGCCCUCCGGACCUCCUUCCUCAACGGCAGCGUUUCUCUUCGAGCUGUGCAAGUACGCCAAUCAAAUGUCAACAGAUUUAAGUGCAACGCCAUACGGAGUAACCUCUUUGAUAGACUAACUAGGGUUGUCAGCUCCUAUGCAAAUGCAAUUCUGAGUUCAUUUGAAGACCCUGAGAAGAUCCUAGAUCAAGCGGUCUUGGAGAUGAAUGAUGAUUUAAUAAAGAUGCGGCAAGCCACUGCACAGGUCUUGGCAUCUCAAAAGCGGCUCGAGAACAAGUACAAAGCUGCCGAACAAGCUGAUGCUGAUUGGUACCGGAGGGCUCAACUUGCUCUUCAAAAGGGCGAAGAGGAACUUGCUCGUGAAGCCCUUAAACGGCGUAAAUCAUAUGCUGAAAACGCAAGCUCCUUAAAGGCCCAGCUUGAUCAGCAGAAGAGUGUCGUUGACAAUCUUGUUUCAAAUACCAGGCUUCUUGAGAGCAAGAUAGCAGAGGCCAAGCAGAAAAAGGAUACCCUAAAAGCCCGUGCUCAAUCAGCGAAGACCGCAACAAAAGUGAGUGAAAUGCUGGGGAAUGUAAAUACAAGUAGUGCCCUAUCAGCAUUUGAGAAGAUGGAGGAGAAAGUUAUGACUAUGGAAUCCCAAGCUGAGGCACUUGGUCAAUUAGGAGCUGAUGAUCUAGAAGGAAAGUUUGCGAUGCUCGAGACUACAUCGGUGGAUGAUGAUCUUGCACAAAUGCGAAAAGAACUGUCCGGGAGCUCUUUGAAAGGCGAACUUCCUCCGGGUAGAACCACGGGCAGCAAAUCAGGCAGCCCUUUCAAAGACAUUGAGAUUGAGAAGGAGCUAAGUGAGCUGCGGAAGAAGGCCAAAGAGUACUAGAUUUUGCAGGCUUGAUGAAAUGAAACCACCUAACCGAAGAACCCCAGAAGUUAUAUAGCCUUGCAGAUUUUCAGCAAUGUGCAUCCGGGGUUCUGAACCCAUCAGUGCACUUCUUUUGGUAAAGGUAUAUACAGUUGUGCGAAGAGUUCUCUCGCAGUUUUCCUGUGAAUGGCAGUCUACUUUGUACAGUUAUAUUUGUCACAUAAUGCAAAUCAUCACACCCUUUUCGAGCUUA
Molecule: messenger RNA, 1384 nt
Organism: Triticum aestivum (bread wheat)
Lineage: Eukaryota; Viridiplantae; Streptophyta; Magnoliopsida; Poales; Poaceae
Product: probable membrane-associated 30 kDa protein, chloroplastic
Exons: 12
Coding region: 205-1149 (314 amino acids)
Source: RefSeq, a predicted model, not a curated record